CCUCCCUGCCCUCCCUUUUCCCCCUCUUCUAAGCUCAAACCCACCCCCCCAGAGAGAGAGAGAGAGAGAGAGAGAGAGAGAGAAAGAGAGAGCUGUACUCAUAUAUCUAUUUCCUUAGAGAGAAAGAGAGAGAGCAUUGGUGAGAGGGAGAUAUAGAGAGAGGGUGAUUGAGAUAUAGACACACAGAGAGAGAGAAGGGAGAAGAGAGUAGAGGGGGCUGAGAGAGAGCGAGAGAGAGAGAGAGAGAGAGAGAGAGAGGAUGGGAGGAGGGAAUGGGAUGCCGGGGUGGCUGGGUGGGCUGGUGGAGGAGAGCUUCUUUGUGGGGUGUGGGGCCCAUGAGAGCAGGAAGAAGAACGAGAAGAACAUCUUCUGUCUCGACUGCUGCACCAGCAUCUGCCCCCACUGCGUACCCUCCCACCCUUCCCACCCACUCCUCCAGGUGAGGCGGUACGUGUACAAUGAUGUGGUUCGGUUGGAUGAUCUUGAGAAGCUCAUCGAUUGCUCCUUUGUUCAGCCAUAUACUAUAAACAGUGCCAAAGUGGUCUUCCUGAAGCCAAGGCCUCAGUCCAGGCCUUUCAAGGGCUCUGGAAACAUUUGCCUGACCUGUGAUAGAAUCCUUCAAGAGCCCUUCCACUUCUGCUCCCUCUCCUGCAAGGUGGAACAUGUGCUCUUGCAAGGCGAGGAUCUAUCGACCAUCCUGUUCAGGUUCGAUGAGUCAGAUUUCGCAUUCUCUCACUUUGAGAGUUUCCGGAUGGAUAGCUCCGAUCUCAUCGAGGACGACGGCCAGAUCACCCCGAACUCAAUCCUAGAAGAUCCAUUGCAAUACAAGGGCUGCUCGGGCUCGAGCAACGGCAGCAGGGGCGGUUCGCGAAGGCCCGAGGACUCCGAGGUGCCAAAGAGGAAGAAGGGUGGUGGCUUCUUCCCUCAAAUAGUCCUCUCUCUGAGCAAUAGGAGGAAGGGAGCUCCUCAUAGGUCUCCUCUCUCCUGAUGCUUAAUUUCCACAACCAAAAACUAAGCUAUCUUUCUUGUUGUUAGGGUGUGCUAAAAUUACCACUGUAGAGGUCCUGUCCUGAAUGCCCCUAUCCAUGUGGUGGCAUUAUGGGCAAUAUCUUCUUGGUGUUUGGAUUGGUAUGAGAGCACUUCCAUUGCUGACUAGGUGCCCACAGUAGACCACAUUUGAGGUUCCCAGUGGCUACCAAUUUUGUAUUGAUGUAAUGGAAUGCAUACUUCUAUAUCUACAUAUAUUAAUAUUUAUGGGAGCUCUGGCUU
Phoenix dactylifera (date palm) is the source of this 1269-nucleotide messenger RNA. Its product is annotated as protein RGF1 INDUCIBLE TRANSCRIPTION FACTOR 1-like. Gene Ontology annotation, molecular function: zinc ion binding. NCBI's taxonomy places the organism in Eukaryota, Viridiplantae, Streptophyta, Magnoliopsida, Arecales, Arecaceae. The record is from RefSeq and is a predicted model, not a curated record.